Quercus robur (English oak) is the source of this 1704-nucleotide messenger RNA. RefSeq names its product ubiquitin-like modifier-activating enzyme 5. Bases 163 to 1443 code for a protein of 426 amino acids. Gene Ontology annotation, cellular component: cytoplasm; cytosol. Gene Ontology annotation, molecular function: UFM1 activating enzyme activity. NCBI's taxonomy places the organism in Eukaryota, Viridiplantae, Streptophyta, Magnoliopsida, Fagales, Fagaceae. Gene Ontology annotation, biological process: protein ufmylation. The record is from RefSeq and is a predicted model, not a curated record. The transcript is spliced from 14 exons.
AACUCUCAAAUUCAAUACCGCAAAAGUGCGAAGAAGGAAAACCAAUUUUUAUAUCAGAGUUCUCAGACACGGUGAUUUAUAUAUCAGAGUUCUCAGAUUCACACACCGAUACAGAAUUACAGAUCGAAAAGCUCCACACAGAGAGAGAGAGAGAGAGAAGCAAUGGAGGUAGAACUGAAAGAGAUGCUGCAUGAUCUCGAAUCGCUCAAGCAAUCGCUUCCUGAUCCUUCUCAUCGUGCUUCAAUCGAUAAGUUACGGCUGCGAGUAGAACAACUUACAAGUCUGGAAAAGUCAGGACCUGCUCGGCGUUUAAAAGUCAAGGAUAUGAGUGCAGAGGUUGUAGAUAGCAAUCCUUAUAGUAGGCUAAUGGCUCUUCAAAGGAUGGGUAUUGUGGAGAACUAUGAAAGAAUACGAGAGUUCUCGGUUGCCAUUGUUGGAAUAGGUGGUGUAGGGAGUGUUGCAGCUGAGAUGCUAACAAGGUGUGGCAUAGGUCGCCUUUUGUUAUAUGAUUAUGACAAAGUGGAGUUAGCAAACAUGAAUAGGUUAUUCUUUCGUCCAGAACAGGUUAAUAUGACAAAGACAGAUGCUGCUGUACAGACCCUCUCAGACAUAAAUCCUGAUGUCAUCCUUGAGAGCUAUACAAUGAACAUCACCACAGUACAAGGUUUUGAAACGUUUGUGUCAAGUUUGAAAAACAAGUCAUUUCGCCCAAAUAAAGAAGGUAGUGGAGUGGAUUUGGUCUUAAGCUGUGUGGAUAAUUAUGAAGCAAGGAUGGCUGUUAAUCAGGCUUGCAAUGAAAUGAAUCAGACAUGGAUGGAGUCAGGUGUAUCUGAGGAUGCUGUUUCAGGUCAUAUUCAGUUGUUGAUACCUGGUGAAACAGCCUGUUUUGCAUGUGCACCUCCUUUGGUUGUGGCAUCUGGAAUAGAUGAACGGACACUGAAGCGUGAAGGUGUUUGUGCUGCAUCUUUACCUACCACCAUGGGAGUUGUUGCUGGGCUUCUUGUCCAGAACACCCUUAAAUUCUUGCUAAAUUUUGGACAGGUUUCCCCAUACUUGGGAUAUAAUUCUCUUAAAGACUAUUUCCCAACCAUGGAAAUGAAGCCAAACCCUCAGUGUUCAAAUGUAGCUUGUCUAGAACGACAGAAAGACUACAUUGUUGCAAAGCCAGCUAGGGAUGUUGCACUUAAAGCAAAGAUGGAAGCUGAAGCUUUGUUGGUUCCAGAAUGCCCACUUCAUGCUGACAAUGAAUGGAGCAUAAGUGUCGUUGAUGAUAGUGGGCUGGAUGGCAUGGAUGCAGCUAGUUCUGAUACUCUCCCGGAAGGUCUUGUCCGAGAGCUCCCAAGUGCAGACAAGGCUCAAGAACUGCCGACUUCUGAAGCUCCACUUACGUCUAAUGAUGACUUAGAAGAUCUUAGGAGGCAACUUGAAGCUCUCAAUUCUUGAUACCCCCAACAGUUCCCCACCCACCAUGCUAAUUUCUUUACCAAGUUAAAGAUAUUAAUUGACUCCAUUUUUGUAACAUGAUUUGUGAUUUUUUUUUGUCUUCCUUUGGAGAGGGGGUUGUUUGGGGUUACUUCCUCUCCUUUUGGGAAUUCAUCUGUACAAGUUUAGAUGUUAUACAUCUUCAAAUCAAGCAUCAGAUCCUUUGAAUUAAGAAAAAGGAUAGAGACUUUAACAUGAUAAAUGGGUUUCCCUUUUGCACUA